This is a messenger RNA of Drosophila innubila, 4119 nucleotides long. It is a transcript of the gene Orp8, whose product is annotated as oxysterol-binding protein-related protein 8. Bases 632 to 3469 code for a protein of 945 amino acids. The record is from RefSeq and is a predicted model, not a curated record. The transcript is spliced from 9 exons. Lineage: Eukaryota; Metazoa; Arthropoda; Insecta; Diptera; Drosophilidae. Gene Ontology annotation, molecular function: cholesterol binding. Gene Ontology annotation, cellular component: cytosol; intracellular membrane-bounded organelle; membrane.
AGUUGAACGUGAGACGCGAACGUUGUCGGAGCACCCACGCGGAAAAUUCACUUGCGAUACGAAAAAGUGUGUGUCAAGCUCUCGCAUUUGUAUGUGUGUGCGUGUAUGUUUCUUUGAGUGUGUGAGCGUGUGUGUGUAUAAGAAUAAUAAUACUGACCGCCUUGUUUCUGCUGUUUCUGUUUCUGCAGUCAUUACUAAUUGGUACGUUACGUGGCUGCAACGUUGCUUUCUUUAAUUAGCCAAAUGUUUACGGAGCAGGCUCUCCAACUCAUAUAAAUAAAAAAUAUGAUUACACUCACUCACACACGUACAUAGAUAAGUAACAGCAGAACUUUAGUUUUAAAUUGGCAAUAACUCAAAACAGUUGAACACAACAGAAAAUAAAUAAAAAAGAAAAAAAAAUAAAUUGUAUGUGCAAAAAAAGGGAAACUUAAACAACAAAAUCAAUAAUUGGCCGUGCGUGCUUGCUUGUGUGUGUGUGUGUGUGUAAGUUUCUGUGUGUGUGUGUCAAUUGGAGCAAAUGCCAUGCUGAUAAAGCAAUAAGCAAAAGCUAAAGAAGGAGAACAAAAAACAGAGAAAAGCAAAUCAACAACAACAACGACAAGUGUAACUUGAAGAAGAAGACGACAUAAUGCAACAGCAGCAACAGCAACAACAACAGUCUGGAGUAGCUACCCCAAGCACGCCCCUCAACUCGCCAGCUGCUUCCCUUGGAGCUGCAACCGCAACGGGAACUGCAACGGGAUCGGGAACGGGAAUCAGCAGCAGCAGCACACCCAUUCGCAUAGGCAGCGCAAAGCAGCACGCAGGCGGUGGAGAUUCUCUAGUGCCGCCUCCGCUGGGCAACAUUGCCGCCUCCAGCACAUCCUCCUCGCAUUCCGUACCCGGCACACCGCAGCAGCCGCCGCAAUCGAGCAGCGUCCCAACUGCCACUGGCAGUCAUCUCCAGCUGCAGACGCUGCAGACGGGCGCACAUUCCAUGGCCGCUUCCAAUCAAUCGCUCGGCGGCGCCGGCAGCAGCAUCAGUGGCAUUAACAUAACGCCACCAAAUAGCGCCGGCCUCAGGCAGUCCUCAGGAAUCGCCAAUUGGGCCUCAGAUAAUCGCGAUGGCAAUCUGGCAGAUAAGUCUGCGGCAGAUGCAGCAAAGUUGAAUCGCAAGGAGUCUUAUAAGGCGCAACGGAAGAAUUAUAGACGGGAGAAGAAGCGUGUGGCAAGCGAGCUAAUGAAUUCUCUGCAGGAUCCGGCGGUCAUAGUGUUGGCCGAUUGGCUAAAGGUGCGCGGCACUCUCAAGUCGUGGACGAAGCUGUGGUGCGUGUUGAAGCCUGGCUUGUUGCUCAUCUACAAGAGCCAAAAGACAAAGAGCAGCCACUGGGUGGGCACAGUGAUGUUGACCUCGUGUCAGGUGAUUGAGCGUCCCAGCAAGAAGGAUGGCUUCUGUUUCAAACUCUUUCAUCCUCUCGAGCAAUCAAUUUGGGCACCACGUGGCCCCGACAAGGAGACCAUAGGCGCUGUGGUGCAACCGCUGCCCACCGCUUACCUGAUCUUUCGGGCACCCAGUCAGGCGGCUGGCAAGUGCUGGAUGGACGCACUGGAGCUGUCAUUGCGCUGCUCGGCGCUAUUGUUGCGCACGAACAGCAGCACAACACCCUCGAGUGCCUACGCCGGCGAACCGCUGCCCGUUUCCCAUGAGACGCAGUGGUCGGAGGCGGACUACGAGAAGCAUUUCAAUGAUCACGAUCUGGACGCAGACAGUCAAACUGAGGCGCCCAAUGCGGCAAUGUCGGGUCUGGAGUCCGAUUCGGAGUCGGAGCCGGCACAGGACGAUGAUGUUUGCGAGCCAUUGCCAUGCGAGGAGACAACCUAUGUACCAUUUGAAGAGGAAGAGUUUGGAGCGCAAGGCGAGCAGGUGGAGGAACUGGCGGAGGAGAACAAGAGUCUCAUCUGGUGCAUUGUGAAACAGGUGCGUCCUGGCAUGGAUUUAAGCAAAGUGGUGCUGCCCACAUUUAUACUGGAGCCGCGUUCAUUUCUGGACAAGCUGUCGGAUUCAUAUUAUCAUGCGGAUUUGCUGUCCAAAGCGGUGCACAAUGAUGAUGCUUUCACGCGCAUGAAAUUAAUUGUCCAAUGGUACCUGUCUGGAUUUUAUAAGAAACCCAAAGGCCUCAAGAAACCCUAUAAUCCAAUAUUGGGUGAAACAUUUCGUUGUUAUUGGGAGCAUCCAAAUGGCAGUCGGACAUUUUAUAUUGCCGAACAGGUUUCACAUCAUCCGCCAGUUUCGGCAUUCUAUGUGACAAAUCGUGAGGAUGGCUUCAGCAUUACCUGCUCCAUCUUGGCGAAAUCGAAGUUCUACGGCAAUAGCACAUCGGCCGUACUCGAGGGCACGGCAACGAUGACGCUACUGCCUCGCGGCGAAAUUUAUACGGCGAGCACGCCCUACGCCCACUGCAAGGGCAUACUCAUGGGCACGUUGUCCAUGGAGCUCGGCGGCAAGAUAAACAUCGAGUGCGAGAACACCGGUUACAAGACGGAGCUCGAAUUCAAGCUGAAGCCAUUCCUCGGUGGCUCCGAUGCCACCAAUGUGGUUGUUGGCAAAAUCAAGCUGGGCAAGGAGACGCUGGCCACCAUCCAGGGACACUGGGACAAAGAGCUGCGCAUCAAGGAUCUGCGUACCGGCGACGAAACGUUGUUCUUCAAAGCGGAUGCGGAUAUGCGGGCCAAGCGAUUGACACGUUAUUUGGUGCCCAUGGAGAAGCAGUUGCCAACGGAAUCAGCACGCCUCUGGCAUCUGGUAUCGGAGGCCAUUGCACGCGAGGAUCAGGUGGCGGCCACCGAUGAGAAAACCGUGCUCGAAGAGGCACAACGUGCCGCCGCCAAGGAUCGUGCUGAGAAUGAUAAACAACAUGUGCCGACACUCUUUGAACUAGACAGUUAUGGCCAAUGGAUAUACAAGCAUGCAGAUCUAAGGCCUUGGGAUGCACACAACGAUGUACGUCAAUAUGAAUGCGAUUACAAGGUGCUCACACAGACGCGUCUCAAAUCGGUGUCGGGUCCCGAUGAUGAGCCCGUAAUACGGCCACGUAAACCCAUGAUACUGUCCGGCACCGGAGGCGUCUCAAAGGCAGCCAAGGCCAAAAACAAGACACUUGUGCUAGCCCCACGCGACACCAACUCGGAUUCCAGCCAGUCCCCCCAAGGCGCUGUCAAACGUGGCUCCAACACCAGCUCAGUAAAAAAUCUCACGUUGGCAUUAGAGCAGGUGAAUGAAUCGCUGGAGAACCAUACGAGGCAAUUAAACGACAUCGCACGUCGUUUGGAGCGGAUGCAGUAUCAACCGAUGUCCAGAUCGAUGAACAGCAUGUAUUCACAUGAAAUGGUCGGAGGAGGAAUCUCCCAAUCGAUUGUCAUCAAGUCGUUGAUUUAUGCAUUAAUUGGUCUAACAUUUAGUCUGAUUUUGCGCUGGCUGUUCAAAUAGCUUUUUGGUUUAUCUGUAUAAACUUAAGUAAACUUUUUUGAGCUAUAUAUAGUUAACAUAUAUAAACUUAUUUAUACACCCUAAUUGAUAUACUAGCUAUAUCAUGAUGCCUAUAAUGUAUUUGUAUAUUCUGUCCCAAACAAAAAACAAAAUAUGCCUUGGCAAUUUGCCAAUGAUGCGCAGUCAGAGUCAAUCAUGAAUUAUGCUUAAGUUAAAUGGUAUAAAGUCCAAUAUAGUUCACGUCAAUGUCCAGUUGUUAGUGCUCCCAACAAGUGUUUAAAUGAAGUGUCCCCUCUAUCGCAUUCAGGUAUGUUUAGGCUUAGGCGUUUUAUAAUGAUUACACAGUAUAUUCUAUCUUAAUUAAUAAUUGCACCAAACAACAAUUCGUAAUAAUUCCAAGUCACUGACAUUAAACUGUAACCAAUUCCUAAAUAAUUUAAAGAGCUUCUUGUAGGAACAGUUGCUCGAGAGGCUUUCAGCUCGUUAAGAGCGAAUACACUCAUAAUACACAUCUAGAAAUUUAAUGUUUAAAUGCUUAUUAUAAUAAAGUUUAGUCAACAAAAAAAAAAAAAAAAAGAAACACUUGUCAUAAAGCAAACACCAAAUUGUACAAUCUGUAAAACUCGUAAUUGAAAUAAAAAUUCAACACA